AUGGCAGGGGUGACUUUGGCGCUCUCCUGGAAGCGGCGGCCGGGCUGGAAGCCCACAGACCCUGCGAUCAUGGAGAAGCUGCGACAGUCUUUGGUGGUGCCGGUGGUCUCCUUGCAGGAGUCCUCGGGGGCAGCAGCGCUGGCAGCUGCGCUGGUGGAGGGAGGCCUCACGACCAUUGAGGUGGUCUUCCGCACGGCGUGCGCUGAGGAGGUGCUGCGACGAAUGGCGCAGGCGUGA
Messenger RNA from Effrenium voratum, 237 nucleotides. Lineage: Eukaryota; Dinophyceae; Suessiales; Symbiodiniaceae. The record is from the annotation of a GenBank genome assembly.